AUGCCUGCAUCGUGCUGCAGGCAAACCAUUAUUAUCUUUGAUUGGGAUGACACCCUUUGCCCAUCCAGUUGGAUCCGCGCGAACAAGAAGGUCUUAAGCUUCUUCAAGCCUGCACCCACCACCGAGAAGUAUCAGAAGCCGCUGAGGGAGUUGCAGGCUGCGGUGGAGGUUCUCUUGAAGAUGUCCAUGAAGCUGGGGACUGUGGUGAUCGUGACCAAUGCCAUGGAUCCUUGGGUGGACACUUGGCCACACCAUGGUGGACAGCGAGCUGUUGGAGGAAAGCGGCGUGACGUGAUCUCGCCGGAAACCGAGGAAACCUCCUGCCGGAACUUUCUUCCCUCCUUAUUGCCCUUGGUGAGCACCUUACCCGUGAUCUACGCCCGAUCCAUCUUCGAGCAGCAAGGGGUCGAUGUGGCCCGGCGAGAAGAGAUCACAGCCUCCGAUCUGUUCUUUUUGCGCAGUGGGCGGUGGAAGAGGGAGAUGGCCCGCAGCCCAUCGGGCAGCGGCCCCACCCGCGCCAUGCCCGGGAUGUACGCCGCCAAUGGGCAGAAUCGCUUGGAGCAAGUGAACGUUGCCUUUGCACAAGAGAUUAAAGACUUCUACUCCCGCUACCAGCAUCAAAGCUGGAAGAACGUCAUCAGCGUGGGGGACAGCGUCUUCGAGCGCGACGCGGUUCGCCGCGUGGUCUUGCAACGACCGACACCACAAAAGAAGUGUCGCACCAAGACGUUGAAGCUCUUCGAUGAUCCAGAAAUUGAUGAGUUGGUCGCCCAGGUGAAGGUGGUCUAUGAUGUCAUCAAUGUGAUGGUGCAAUAUGAUGGUGACUUGGACAUCGAGAUCGACGAGGAGGAUUUGAAGAUGGAUGGACCUUUGUUGGAGAAGCUUCGUGAGUAA
This is a messenger RNA of Durusdinium trenchii, 894 nucleotides long. The record is from the annotation of a GenBank genome assembly. NCBI's taxonomy places the organism in Eukaryota, Dinophyceae, Suessiales, Symbiodiniaceae.